Cooperia oncophora is the source of this 408-nucleotide messenger RNA. Lineage: Eukaryota; Metazoa; Nematoda; Chromadorea; Rhabditida; Trichostrongylidae. The record is from the annotation of a GenBank genome assembly.
AUGGGCACGGGUGUCAUAAUGCAAAUGCCUCGAGGGAACCUUGAAACGAUUCAUCCUCGACCUUUUGUCAUCCGUGUUAUCAAACAGCUUCUGGAUUCUGCGAAAUGCGUAGAAGCUCUCAGAGAGAUGAAGAAACACCGUAUUGAUAUGAAUCUCAUGGUCGAUUAUAAACCUGAAAUGUUCCUAGCCAAUGUUCCGAAGUUAGUUGCAACGGCGAAGGAUGCGGAACUCAUCUGUAUUCUCAUUGCGGCGCUCAGUAAUGAGCGAAGUGCGUGGUGCGAUGGAGAUGCCAUCAGUAAUAAGGUCAACCGAGUGACCGAGAUGGACUGGGAGUUCAAUUGCCCUGAGAGUUAUUGCCUUGAUCGAUCGAUGUAUAGAGUUUGUGUGUCUUACUGUCAGCGCUUCUGA